Messenger RNA from Amphiprion ocellaris (clown anemonefish), 7385 nucleotides. RefSeq names its product membrane-associated guanylate kinase, WW and PDZ domain-containing protein 3. The coding region runs from base 695 to 5164 and encodes 1489 amino acids. NCBI's taxonomy places the organism in Eukaryota, Metazoa, Chordata, Actinopteri, Pomacentridae. Gene Ontology annotation, molecular function: protein binding. The record is from RefSeq and is a predicted model, not a curated record. Gene Ontology annotation, biological process: signal transduction. The transcript is spliced from 21 exons. Gene Ontology annotation, cellular component: cytoplasm.
ACUGCUGUUGCUGAGCGUAAAAAGGGGCGUUUCGGGGCUUGGCAACAUCUCUCUUGGCGGUGCCAGGUGUGUUCAAACCUGUAGCAGACAAACGCUCGCAGAUGCCUCCCAAGUCAGUCAUUAUGGGCUGGAUCUCAACUGCACAAACCGCCAACCGGUGAACGCUGCCGCCCGUCUAUUUUCAGCCUGCCCACAGGUAUGAGGGAUUUCUCAUUGACGCACUACAUUUCAGCGACAGACACUCCACCAUCCACUGUGAGUGAAAAAUAUUCUCUGUUUGCAGUUUAGUUUUGACUACUCGCAUCAGGAGGCUCCUCCAGAGACGAAACAGAGCGCGGAUAUGGCUCCAGAGUGCCGAUGGAGAGCAUAAAACCUUGAUUGUCUCCUUUUUUUCCCACCUUCUCGCCGCUAUCAACUCUCCUGCUUUACGCGCAAGAAGCGCUUGGAAUAUAUUGCAACCAAGGCAACUGUGCGCACACCAGAGCAUAAACCCGUGGGAUGACAGAGCUCGGCGGCAUAUCCACGGGUGAAAAUCAGCCUCGUAAAUGUCAAGAAGAUGAAAUUCCCAGCGGGUCGGGAGAAUAACUCAGGAGGGUUUAUUAGGCCGCGUCACUUCGCGCUUAUUUAACAACAGCAGACCGAGGCGACUCCUAACAGUUAGAUCGUUAGUUAUUUGGAAAAAGAGGGGGCAACCAUGUCCAGGACACUGAAGAAGAAGAAACACUGGUCCAAUAAAGUGGUGGAGUGCGCCGUGUCAUGGGGGAACCUGGGGGACUUCGGCUCCGUGGUGGAGGUCCUGGGAGGAGCAGAGGUGGGACAGUUCCCCUACCUGGGUCAGAUGAAACUGGACGUGCUGGUGUGUCACGUCGGGAAGCUGCCCUACUACGGGGACGUGCUGCUGGAGGUGAACGGGACGCCGGUCAGUGGACUUACAAACCGUGACACCCUGGCUGUCAUCCGCCACUUUCGGGAGCCGAUUCGCUUGAAGACCGUCAAACCAGGUAAAGUAUUGAACACGGACCUGCGCCACUACCUCAGUCUGCAGUUUCAGAAGGGCUCGCUGGACCACAAGCUUCAGCAGAUCAUACGGGACAACCUCUACCUGCGCACCAUCCCCUGCACCACACGGCUUCCUCGAGAGGGAGAGGUGCCAGGUGUGGACUACAACUUCAUCAGCGUUGGAGACUUCAGGAUCCUGGAGGAGAGUGGGCUUCUUCUGGAGAGCGGAACCUAUGAUGGUAACUACUAUGGGACCCCAAAGCCUCCGGCAGAGCCCAACCUGGUGCAGCCUGACCUGGUGGAUCAGGUGCUGUUUGAUGAAGACUAUGGUGGCGAGGUCCCCAGGAAACGCACCACCUCGGUCAGCAAGAUGGACAGAAAGGACAGUGCUGUACCCGAGGAAGAGGACGAUGAUGAGAGGCCACCGCUGGUCAAUGGAUUGCCCGAGCACAAAGAGGGGGCCGACUGGAGGAAACCAGUGCCCAGCUACACUCAGUCCAGCAGCACCAUGGACUUCCGCACAUGGAGCUCUCUUCCCCGCGAUGACAGCCUGGAGCCCCUGCCCCUCAACUGGGAGAUGGCUUACACCGAGACCGGCAUGGUCUACUUCAUAGAUCACAACACCAAGACGACCACGUGGUUGGACCCCCGCUUGGCGAAGAAGGCGAAGCCCCCUGAGAAGUGUGAGGAUGGCGAGUUACCUUACGGCUGGGAGGAAAUUGACGAUCCACAGUACGGCACCUACUAUGUUGACCACAUCAACCAAAAAACCCAGUUUGAGAACCCCGUACUGGAGGCAAAGAAGAAGCUGAGCCAGGAGACGGCUGCAAUCCAGCAGACCACAGUGGCACCUUCUCAAGGUAAGGGAGGCACGUCUGGCUUCACUGCAGACCCCAGCCAGCUGAAGGGGGAGAUGUACCACACAGCACUGAAGAAGAGCUCCCAAGGAUUUGGAUUUACAAUCAUAGGAGGUGACCGCACAGAUGAGUUCCUGCAGGUGAAAAAUGUGCUCAGCGAUGGACCCGCUGCCCACGACAAAAAGAUGGCGUCUGGUGAUGUGAUUGUUGAGAUUAAUGGGAUGUGUGUGCUUGGGAAGACCCACCCAGAGGUGGUGCAGAUGUUCCAAUCCAUUCCCAUCAACCAGUACGUGGACAUGGUUCUGUGCCGUGGCUACCCACUUCCUCCUGAUGUGGAUCUAGACAGCGAUGACCCUCUUCCUCCUCCUCCUCCUCCACCAGCCACCCAGCCCCAGCAGCCUCUGCAUGGAGGAGAGGUGGUGACGGCUGUGCCCCUCAUCAAUGGUCAGCCGUUGCUUGUGAAAGGCGACGUUCUCCACGGCUCCUCACAGGAGCUCCACUAUGUCACUACUGAUGCCAGUGGACGGCCUGUUGUGGCCGCCAUGCCCAAUGGGAGGCAGGCGGAGCGGGUGGAAGUGACCGCGGGAAUGCUGCAACCAGAGCUGGUAAGUGUGCCGUUAGUCAAGGGACCUGGAGGAUUUGGGUUUGCCAUUGCGGACUGCCCUCUGGGCCAGAAGGUGAAGAUGAUCCUAGAUGCCCAGUGGUGCCGCGGCCUGCAGAAAGGAGACGUCAUUAAGGAGAUCAACAGACAAAAUGUCCAGACACUUAGUCAUGCACAAGUGGUGGACAUCCUGAAAGACUUACCAGUGGGCAGUGAAGUCAACGUGCUGGUGUUGCGAGGAGGUCAAACAUCCCCUGUAAAGAGUCUGAAGCCUAGACAGGAAAUGACGGCCAGUAUGGAGACUUUGGAUGAUAUCACAGACUCGGCGCCCCAGGCCCUGCCUUACCACUCCAACACGAGCACACUGCGCUCCGCCGACUCCCCCAAACGAGACGUCACAGAGUUGUACCUGAAGUCCAAAGCCUUGCUGGAGAGCAGGCAGCCUCACACCAAAGACAUAGAUGUUUUCCUGAAGAGAGACAUUGAAACAGGCUUUGGCUUCCGUGUGCUGGGAGGAGAAGGUCCACAACAGCCAAAUGUAUUUCCCCAGGUGUACAUUGGGGCUAUUGUCCCCAAUGGAGCUGCAGAGAAGGAUGGUCGUCUCAGAGCGGGAGACGAGCUCAUCGGCAUCGAUGGUGUGAUGGUCAAGGGCCGUUCACACAAGCAAGUUUUGGAUCUGAUGACAAACGCUGCCCGUAAUGGUCAAGUUAUGUUGACUGUUCGAAGGAAGGUCAUCUACAGAGAUGCGACAGACGAAGAGGCUCAGGAAAUGACUCCAGUGCUGGUGAAUGGUUCUCCCAAGCUACCUCGCCUACCCAUGCCCAGUGCACUGGACCACGAGUCUUUUGACAUAACACUCCACCGUAAAGACACCGAGGGCUUUGGUUUCGUCAUCCUCACAUCCAAGAGCAAACCGCCUCAUGGAGUUAUCCCACACAAAAUUGGACGAAUCAUCGAAGGCAGUCCCACUGACCGCUGUGGCCUGCUGCACGUUGGAGAUCGUAUCUCAGCAGUCAACGGGCGCUCCAUCAUCGAGCUCUCUCACAAUGACAUUGUUCAGCUUAUCAAGGAGGCCGGCAAUGUUGUCACCCUCACUGUGGUUCCUGAGGAUGAAUAUAAGGGCCCUCCUUCUGGAGCAAGUUCAGCUAAACAGAGUCCAGCUCUUCAACACAGAGCCAUGGGGCAAAGGUCAGCACUACAGGAUGAACGUUAUAACCUGGACCUGGAGGAGAAGACUGAUGGAGUCAACUGGUCUGACCACAAAACUCUUCCUCUUGGUGAGCUGGGGACGUUGUGUGUGACUGGACCCAACCAGGGCUGUCUGACGGUGGAGUUAGAGAGAGGUCCUCGAGGCUUCGGCUUCAGUCUGCGAGGCGGCACUGAGUACAACAUGGGUCUGUACAUCCUCAGACUGGCUGAAGAUGGACCUGCUCAGCUGGAUGGAAGAAUCCAUGUUGGAGAUGAGAUAGUGGAGAUUAACGGGGAGCCGGCUCGUGGUAUUUCCCACACACGGGCCAUUGAACUGAUCCAGGCUGGAGGGAACAAAGUGGUGCUGCUGCUGAGACCUGGAGCGGGUUUGGCUCAAGAUGGCAGUCAACAUGAUCAAAAACUCAUUUCACCUACAAGCUGUUCCUCCGAGGUGUUUUACUCUGACACAUCACCCCUGUCCUCUCCAUAUCCCACCGGGGCUUCCACCUUUGUUUCCUCUCCCUUCUCCAGCAAACUGAAGCAUUCUCGCAGCUGGAGCGCCAUUUCCCCACAAGGCCGCAAGCCCCGCAGCAGCAGCAGCAGCAGGGGUUUAAGCUCCGUGGAGGAGAGUGGUGAAUGGGCAGACAAGGAGGUAGAAAGGCUCUCACCUGUCUCCCCUGAGCAUAUGAAGUUCUACAAGAGGACCAGACACACAAAAGACUCCAGAGAGCUAAGCAGCCCAAAGAAAACCGGGGAGACAUUUCCUAAAGCCAAAGAGCAACAUCACAGUCCCAAAAAGACUGAGAGUCAGGCACAGGAAGCAACACUGAGUAGGAACAGGAUGCCUCAGACACAGAAAAAAACACAACCUGCAAACCCUAGGAAGUCUCCACAAGUUGGACAGCUAGUGGUCUCGACCCUGCAGUGCACAGAGCAGCAACAAGGCCUUCAGAGAAGAUUAAAGGAUUCUUCCAGCAGAGCGAGCUUAAGUCAUGAAAAGAAAAAUGGUGAAGGGGGGAAUACUGAGAUCAGAAGAUACACACAAGGAGGGGAGAUGGAAAGGAGAGGAGAAAGGACCAGGCCAGGACAUGAGCAGGAAAGUUUUAAAAGAAGAGUAAUGGGGGAGUCUCACCACCACAGGACAUUACCUAAUAUGGUAACAGAGAGCGAGAUGGGAACAGGUAAAGACUCAGGGCACAGAAAUGGCAAUGGCAAGGGCAAACCUGCAGAGGACAGAAACACAAGUAAAGGAACAAGUAACAAAAGAGAAUCAUUGCUAUCUUUCAAAGAUAUAUGGAAUAAAAAGGUGUCUGUAGUCGCACCAAGAGAGGCUAAAGGAAGAGAAGAUACAUUUUCUUACUCCAAAGAAGAGAGUGGUAAAGAAGACUUUGUAGCCUCUAUAAACAGUAUGCCAGGAGCUCCGCAGAGCCCAAAGGGACCUAUUAGCCCCGGCCCGUGGAAAGUGCCCAGCUCAGCCAAAAUCCUCUCCCAGGCAGAGGUCCUCCGUGACCCUUUGUGAUAGAAUAUUGAAUAACCAAGACAUGAGCUGUGCCAUGGCAUAUUUAACAGCUUCCUCAGUGGAUUGUUUUUCUGAGUUCUUCCAUAAAACAGAGAAAGUGCAACACGGUGCCACUUUUAUUAUCUUCGGACCGUGGCCAGAUUUGUAUUUUGGGAGUGCUGUGACAUCACAUGUGGCAUGUAGCAACUCCCCUCUGCCUUGUCCGCUGCUUCAGCAUCUUUGACGUGGGACUUCAGCAUGUGCGGCAUGCUCGUGGCCUUGUCAGACAAGACAUUUUGAAAUGUGAAUAUGUGCCAAUCCUGGGAGCCUCCUGUGGAACAACAGCUACAAACAGCGAUUCACCCAUUACAAUGCAAUGACCCAUAUGCAACAAAAGGAGAAAGGCCCUCGCCUCUCGACUGUAGUAUACACCCAGUGUGACUGUCAUCUAGGGUUUAAUUUUGCUCUCAGUCUCAUUGUGGGAUAUUUUGACUGUCUUUUUCUUACAGGUUUGCUCAACUGCAUGCAGUCAGCGCUUCUGUUUUUUUUUUUUUUUUUUGCUGCACGUGUUCUGCACAUCACGGAGAAUGAACCUGUUUCUUGUUUAUAAUUCUCAUUCUGAACACCAGGCAGAUUAUACAAUCCAGCAAGUGUUUACGGGGUACUCUAGACUGUUCUAUGGUUAUAGUCAUGACACUCCUGCAUACAAGCAGUAUCAUUUAAAAGACCAGAAACUUGUGGUUUGAGAUCUUGUUUACCAUAUGUAUGAUAACUAACCAGUGUGUAAUUUAUUGAGGUAAUAGAUGAAUAUAUGUAUAUGUAGCUGUACCAAGCCAUUCCACAUUUUGAUAUAGACUUAAAAAAAAUUCUCCCAUGUUAUUUGAGCUUUCACCUUAUUUCCAAUGUACUUCAGUGGUAGGAAUUACCAUGGAUCUUUGUAGUUCAUGAAAUGUAUAGACGUGACGUGCAAACUGCUGUACCAAAUGUUUGCAAUCGCUCAAAACGUGUCUCAUUGUGAAAUAUAAUAUAUACAUAUAUAUUUGAAUGUGUCAUGUUUUGCAGAUUCUAACUAUCUAUUGCGUUCCAUUGCACUGCAUCUGCCCUUGUAGCAUAACAGAAUGACCAUGAGUUGUAAUUAAUUCGUGAUGUUGACUUGCUACCAAUGCAUUGCCAUUUUACUAUUGUAACAAUUUUUUAAAGCUGUUUUCAUUUUUUUUCUAAAAGGUUCACUGUUGAAGCCCAAAAUGGCAAUUUAUGUAAUUCUGUGCCAGUUCUGAGUCACGUCCCUGGUAGUUUUACCUUUGCCUAUUGAGAAAAGACAAAUUAGACUUUUAAUUCUAUGUGUUUGUCAAUCCUGCUGUGUGACUGUGUAUUAGGGUAACUUGAAGGAUGUCAGGGGCCAGAGAGUGAUGUGGCAGUUUAUUGAGAUAUUGACCAUGCUGCUGAUGUAUAGGUACUUAUACAGAGAACUCAUCAUCUUGCAUACUAAAGGCUGGUUGAGCUGACUGCUAUAAAAAUGAGAAAUAGUCAGAUUUCAUUGUUACUUUAAACGAUUAUGAAGCAACUGCUGUAAAAUCAAAGAAAAAGAAAUUGCAGUGAGCAUACUUGCUAAUACAGCUUAUAAAAUUAAGACAUUCAGAUGAGCUCAGGGAACACAGUAUCGUAGCAAUUGUGUGAUAAAGUCGUUAUCAAUGGCAGUUGGAUGGUGGGUAAAGUCUGUGAUUGUAUAAUGGAGUUUUCAGGUUUCAGAUCCCUAGAGGACGCACUAUGAGCCAAUCAGUGGUCGACUUUUGUGCAAUAGUUUGGUUGGUUGAAAGAGGAAAUCCAACCCUGAGUGUCAGGUACAGGCAGUUCGCUCUGGUUCAGAAUCAGAUAAUGCGCUUUUUUAUUGUUUGUCCCCUGCACUAUUGUACUCCUUUAUGGUUUUCAUUUAGCCAUUUUGUAUCUCAUCUCUGCAUCAUACUGUGGCCUUGCAUUGCUUCAUUAGAAAAACAAUCCUUGUGGUAUCUUCUACAUUCUGUAGGAACAGUAGAUGUAAAUGUUUGUACAUUGUACAGCACCUUUAUAAAUACUUGCUGAGUGCUCUUUUGGGGAGAAAAAAUAGAGGUAUAUUAAAUUGUUCCAUUAUUUUUUUAUGUAAAAAAAGAGAGAAAAUAUUUAAAAAUGGAUUGAAAAGGAUAGACUAUGACCUUGACAUGGUAUUGCGUUCAUGCACUGAAAAAUAAAGUUUUGCUGAAAACAC